Molecule: messenger RNA, 621 nt
Organism: Dinoponera quadriceps
Lineage: Eukaryota; Metazoa; Arthropoda; Insecta; Hymenoptera; Formicidae
Exons: 2
Coding region: 1-621 (206 amino acids)
Source: RefSeq, a predicted model, not a curated record
AUGGAUUUCCGAAAUAUAAAUAUGAUGAAUUUUUGGAUGAACCUGAUCUCGGGCAAUCUCCUACCAAUGACCAGCGACAACUCGUCGUUUCCACUUUUCUGGAAGCUACAUGGCGUCCUCGCUUGGUCAUUCGUGAUGGUUUACGCGUGCGGCUUGAUAUCUGGCUGCGUCUUUAUGCCGGGAGAGAAAGCCUUGACGGACGGCAUGAUCAGCAUGGUUAUUAUCAUAGAAGUGUCUGUGAUGAUCAUGCGAAUUCACACGCAGAAGACGUUGGUGCAGGAAUUGAUCCAAAAACUGAACGACAAUUUGUGUAUUCAGGAUGAGAUGAUGCAAGAUGUUCUGACGACGACCCUGAAGUCGAUGAAAGCUCCGUUACAGUUCUACUGGGUCGUCGGCGCGAUCGGAAUCUGCAUGUGGUGCUGCGUACCGUUACCAUUGGCUUUACAGAAGAACACCUUCUACUACGUAGAUUUGAAGUCGCCAGUGGUCUAUUACAAAGAACCGUAUUCUACAGUGGUUUUUCUGCUGAUCAAUAUAGUGGUAUUAUUCAACAACAUGUAUCUUUUCUUCAAAAAAGUCGCCGUGGAUGUAUACAUGACUCAUCUGAUCACGCCACGGUAA